UGUGUCGGAACUUUAGUUUCUUCGGAACCGUCCACAUCUAGACUUCUAGAGCUUGAGCUCUCGUGCACGGUUUCGAAGCACUUUUGAGUUGUUGUGGAAAGAAUCAGCUGUAAAACAUCUCGUGUGUGUGUGCGUGCGUGCGGUGUGUGCUAGUGAAGCUGAUAGCCGUUAAACGACCCAACUCGUCGGGUGCAAAGGAUAUAAAAAAACAUUCUAGCGGGUGUCACGCAUUUGUUUGCGAGUCGAGUCAUUCGCUGUAAAUCAGGCUAAGCGAGAAUGGCGGUCAAAUACGAUGCGGAUGCGGACAAGGAAGGCGUCGCCAGUGGGUCGAAAGCACCACCAUCCUCACCAAUACACGACGACAAUCAAACAGAUCCAACCUUUCAAGCCCUUACACCCAUGAUAGAGGAGCAGUACGUUUACUACCCGGAGGACGUGUUUGUGAUGAUACAGGUCGUACGCAUCAGAUGGUUGCUGCGUCUGAUUAUCACCCAUCUGGUAUCUCAAGGGACAGUAUAUGUGCCAAACCGUAAUGUUGGUGUUGAUGUACUAUUAUGGCAUUUAAAUGGUAACACCGAUGCUGAAGCAGAAGAUGAGGAGUAGAAGAAGGAGGGACCGUAUGAUGUCAUCGAUUCGCUCAGCGGCAGCCAGUGGCAGCUCAGCUUCUUUUCUGUUAGUAUGGACUCGGAUCGGAGGACACGUUUUCGAGUUCUUGGACGAUACCAAACAUCACCGCAGUCAUCCUGUUGUUAGCCACAUCAACAAUUUCACCUAGUAGUAGCGUACUUGAGAUUCUGUAGUGGUUUUUGCUACAGUGUGCCAUCUCCUUACCAUCCUACAACAUCCUUACGUAAGCAUGUUAGGGAUGGGAAAAUAAUAUUAGAUGUAACUGCUCAAAGUUUGCAGCGAUAGACCAACUGCGCGAUGGUUUAUCGCUCCACACUUUGUUUUGUUUUUCUUUUACUUCUACUUAUUAAUCUUAAUGGGUUCAGUUUUCUAUAGUAUUAAAAUGAAUCCACCUGUACAUAUAGGUUCGACCAGCAUCACUCUACAUCCAAUUGCGACAUGCAAUCGAUACGGUGCCUUUUUGCCCACUGUCCAACCCCAAAACGUCAGCUCAAUGCGUUUGAAUGGACUUUAAACGCAUUUGACGCCAUGUUGUAAAUAUUUCGACACGAGGCAAAGAGGUAACCCCCCACUAGGAUCUGCUUGCACUGACAAGAAGAUGAAUAAGCUAGUUUAAGCGGAAUAGUAUCUAAGUUUAGGAAAUAAGGAAUAAUAAUACCUAAGUUUAGGAGAUAAGGGAUUUACCCUUUAGGAGGGUAAAGGCGUGUGUUGGUUGGUGUUUAGCCAGCGCUAAUAGUUCGUUUGAUCUGAACUGUUAUUUGUAUUAAGUCCAGUUCAACUACCAAACCAAGGGCCGGGGUAUCUGCAAUGUACAAACAUGGUUUAGAUGUUUGUUUGUUCCUUCGCAUUGUUGCGAAAGACAAGCAAAACUCGAACCAUUUUAGGCGAUAAGGAAACAGAAAACUGUUGAAGUAAAAAUUAAGAUAAGUCUCACUUCAGAUUUGUUUAGCUGCACUUAAGUGUAAAUGCGCAGCUGUACCUGUAUGAAGGCUUCAGGGUUCGUUCUUAUUUGCAGACUGUCCAUAAUCUAAUGUACAAAAUGUUUGUACGACAUGUAAAUAUCGGACACGAACCAAAUAAGUAACAAAAUUAGACAUUUCAACAUUUCUAUUAGAUUCAGGGAAAUGAUCCACUGUUAGUAAGGAAACACGCGCGCAGGAGCUCUUGUAGGUAGUGCUAGUAGGUGAAAUGUUUGAUGAGGCCGGCAAUCAGGCAAACAAGGGCUAUAAAAUUGUUCUAGAUUUAGAAAAAGGACUACGAAUAUUGUCUACUUCUUUAUUCAUCAAAGCAUUCUCAUACUCUUGCAAUGUGUGUCCAACAAAAAAAGAGGUAGAGAGCGAUAGUGAUCGCACCACUUGUUGCCAGUUCGGAAUGGAACUCACGGCGGCUGCUCUAAUCGAAGGUGCUCGUACAAUCGGGCUGUGAAUAAUCCCUGUUAGUGUUGUUGUUUAUAACAUUGUUAUCAUCACACGUGUCUACAUAUACUUCCUGCAGGUGUAUUUACUCGCUUCCUAGCCACAUGCCAAUCAAUGGUGCGCACCACUUCGCUGCUAAAUGUUAGAAAGGAAACCCAUCACUAUUAUUAGCAUCGGCUUUAUCAGCUGAGUGCAACUACUAACCAGCCGUGUAUUAGACUACAACAUAAAGACUUGCAAAUAGCCUUGAAAAGAUACUAAUAACCAUCGUAUAUAUGUAAUCAAUGUAAUCAAACGUUUCCUCCUACUUUCGUAAAUAAAUAAUCAUAUGUGUGUGUUGCACUUGCU
This is a messenger RNA of Anopheles arabiensis, 2390 nucleotides long. RefSeq lists its product as uncharacterized. The record is from RefSeq and is a predicted model, not a curated record. The transcript is spliced from 2 exons. The coding region runs from base 277 to 603 and encodes 108 amino acids. NCBI's taxonomy places the organism in Eukaryota, Metazoa, Arthropoda, Insecta, Diptera, Culicidae.